This is a messenger RNA of Ornithorhynchus anatinus (platypus), 2393 nucleotides long. RefSeq names its product cyclin dependent kinase inhibitor 1B (gene CDKN1B). Gene Ontology annotation, cellular component: cytoplasm; nucleus. Lineage: Eukaryota; Metazoa; Chordata; Mammalia; Monotremata; Ornithorhynchidae. Bases 481 to 1176 code for a protein of 231 amino acids. Gene Ontology annotation, molecular function: protein-folding chaperone binding; cyclin-dependent protein serine/threonine kinase inhibitor activity. The transcript is spliced from 3 exons. The record is from RefSeq and is a predicted model, not a curated record. Gene Ontology annotation, biological process: regulation of cell cycle; negative regulation of cell population proliferation; G1/S transition of mitotic cell cycle.
CCGCCCCCCCCCUCCCCAGGCCUCGGGCUCGCAGGGCGGAUUGGACACCGGAGAGGUUUGAGGGCUCCUCUGGGGGUGCGGGGGGUCCCCCCCAGCCCCGGAUCUGGACUCGAUUUGGUGCCCCCCUCCCCCCUCUGCCUCUCCGAUCCCCCCUCUUCGUCGUGGUCCCUCUCCCCCCCCCCCCCUUUUCUUUUUGGGGACAUCUGAUCGACAGGGAGGCUUUCUGGUGACUGUCCAGGGGUACCCCCCUCUCCCCCCCCCUCCACCCCCAAAUCCCCAGGCUCCCGGAGCUUAUGCAACCGCUGGCCGUCGGCCUCGACGGGGCCCGGAGACGCAGGCCAGGCCCCGAGGCGGCGAAGGGGAUUUAAAGAGCACAAAAGGAGGCCGGCCCGGCCGUCCGGGAGCACCGGGCCCGGGCGGGACCGGCCCCCGGGGUCGGAGGUCGCGGGAGAGGAGGAGAAGGCCGGGGACGGGCCGAGGAUGUCAGACGUGCGCGUUUCCAGCGGGAGCCCGACCCUGGAGCCCAUGGAGGCCCGGCAGACCGAGCGCGACCACCCCAAGCCGUCGGCCUGCAGGAACCUCUUCGGCCCCGUCGACCACGCCGAGCUGGCGCGGGACCUGCGGCGCCACUGUCGCGACCUGGCCGAGGCCUGUCGGCGACGCUGGAACUUCGACUUCCGCAACCACCGGCCCCUGGAGGGCAGGUACGAGUGGCGGCCGGUCGACAGGGACAGCCUGCCCGACUUCUACCGCCGGCCGCCGCCGCCCCGUCGGGGGCCCCGUCGGGGGCCCGGGGACCCCCGCCCGACGCCGGACCCGCCCGCCUCCCGGGGAGGCCCCGGACGAGGCCCCGGACGAGCCCCGGACUCCCCGGACGAGGAGCCGGAGCCCGGCGAGGAGGACCGCCCCCGGGACCGGCCGCAGCGGGAAGAGGGGGACGGCGACGGCGACGAGGAGGGCGCCCAUUUGGCAGGACGAAAGACUGAUGCCUCCGAAAGGCAGACGGCCUUCCCCGACCGCUGUCCGGCGCCUAGGAAACGACCCGCCCCGGACGAUUCUUCUCCUCCAAACAAGAGAGCCCACCCCACGGAAGAAGGGGUACCAGGGGGUGCGCCGGGCACCGGGCCGGUGGAGCAGACGCCGGAGAAGCCAAGCCUCAGAAGACGUCAAACGUAAACCUCUCCGAAUUGAGAAUAUGCAUUUCCUUGUUCGUCGGUUACGAAAGUGCUUGAUGAAGAAAGGAAAAUAUAAAUUCAGUUAAAAAAAUACAUAUCGCUGACUCUUUAUGGAAUGGAGAUCUUGUACAAGCACUGAAAAAGCGGCAACACAAAACACUAAGAUUAAGGCCUUCUUAAAAGAUCUGCCUCUAAAAGCAUUGGAUGUAGCAUUGUGCAAUUAGGUUUUCCUUAUUUGCUUCAUUGUACUACCUGUGUAUAUAGUUUUUACUUUUUAUGUAGCAAAUAAACUGGGGGGGGGGGUUGCCGAGGAGGAGGAAGAGGAGGUUGUGGAAAACUUGCUUCAAAUUCUAGCAAGAAAAGUGUAUGACUUGCAUGAAAGAGAAGUAGUGUAGGGUUUUUACUGGGGUUUUUUUUUUUGUUAUCCUUAAAGAUGUAUUGUCCCUUUAAGUGGGAUCUAAUAUUUCAUUUUUAAAAAGAGAAUAUACCAGAAUCUGAACACUGGCAACGGCAGAUUGCUAUUUAUUAUUACAUUAAGCUUAUUAAGAGUUGGGAGCUCUGAAGUUUCCGUUAUGUAGCAGCAAAAGGCUUUUUUAAAAAAUGUAUAAACCAGUGCAAACCCCUUUUAAAACUGCAUCUGCUAUUGCUCCCUGGGUAUUUCUGAAAGGAUCUAGGACUCAAGUCUGAAAAUAAUGGAUUUUUUUUUAAAUUUUCAAGUUAUUCUAUUUUGCUCAUUUGCCCAGGGGUAUAAGGUGGUUUUUUUUUUUUUUUCUGGAGGGGGAAAUUGAAUAUGGGAAUAAGGGUGGGGAUGGGUUGGGGUGGGGGGAGGGCAGGGAAGGAUACUACAUCUUUAAACAGUAUUUCUACAUUGCCUGUGUAUCUGUAUAUGUAUAAAACAAACAAAAUUUUUGAAGUGUACCUGUGUACAUAACUCUGUAAAGACACUGAGAAAUUAAACUAACUUAUUUAUGUUAAAAAGAGAUUUUUUUUUAAUCUAGAAGAGAAUAAUGUUCCCUUUAAAGCCAAAGUGGCAUGUUUUGUGCAUUUGUAAAUGCUCUAUUGAGUAGAUGUUAGUUUUUUCUUGUUUUCUGUCAAAUAUGGCUGUGCUUAAAAGUUUGCAGACUGAGCCAAGUUUAAUUUUUUAUGUAAUGUGUGAAAAAGAUGCCGAUCAUUGUUUCACAUCCAGCAAUCAAUAAAGAAAAUUGCCAUAUCUUUUCA